AUGCCUGCACGCAAACGACGGCGCUCUCAAGCAUUUGGGCGGGAUCACAGCCAGGACGCUGCCCCCGGCUCCAUUGCCUCAAAUGAGGAUGAUGUUCGAUCAGAUGAUGUAGGUGAGACGGUGGACUCGCCAAACGGUGCUCAGCAUGAAGAAUCUGUGAGCAAGGAGGUAUCAAAAGAAGCGGAGCUUUGGGAGGCGUUCAAGGAGGAGUAUCAUGAAGCUCUCGAGCAGCUGCCUUUGCAGUUACAUCGACAUUUCGCAUUGAUGAAGGAAUUAGAUGAGGAAGCCACCAGGCACGCUGCAAAGGUCACCCCAGUUCUGCAGCAAUAUAUCUCGGUCCGGAGAUCCUUGGCCGGCUUACCAGCCCGAACACCAGACCCUGUCAAAAUGCCGCUAGAAAGCCCCGAAAGCACUCCACUUGGGGACGGGGACACAACGAUGAAAGAUGGCACCGAAGCUGAACUUAAUCACUCUGAGAAAAGUGCUUUCAUAUCUCGGAAUGCGCCAUCUCCACAUGCUGGUGCUCGGAAUCCGUUCCCGUCCAAACAACCUGAUCCUGUCGGACCGUCCACCGCCGCUUCCUUAUCGACUCAGCGCACACCAGUAUCGGCACCAGUUCUUCUAGAAUCCCAAACGCCCUUUGAGCUUCCCCGGGAGCUGCUAUCCCAGGUCGCCCGUCUAGCAGAAGACGCCGUUCAGGCAUCUCUUGAGAAGGUUCAUAUCGCUCAAGCUGCAUAUAACUCAGUGGAUCGGCAUAUCCGUAUGCUAGAUCGAGCUAUCAAGGAACAAGAAGAUGCUCUCUCUCUCGAUCUCCAUCCUGGUUAUCAUCCAGCUCUCCUACCCGACCUCCUUGUUCCACGGUGGACCCGUGGACCACGCAUAGAAUCAAGCCCACUCCCCGGUUUUGAUGCACUUGAUGACGAAAACAUGGACGUCGAUGUCGAGGAUGCAGAAGUGGACAAUGGAGACGAAGAAAGUCCUGCUUUCGGGUUGACCUCUGGCGAUGUGGCGGCUGACAGGGGACGCAGUGCUUCUAAAAAGAGCAAGAAAGGCAAGGGGAGAAAAAAGGAGAAAGACGCUGCUGAGAGAGACACAAGCAAGGCAACAACGCCUGCGCCUCAACCAAACUUCAAGCUAAAGAUUCCUCCUUCCACCGCUGUUGUUUCAGGGGACCUGCCAGUUCAUCCAAACGAGCCAAAGUAUUGUUACUGCGAUCAGGUAUCUUAUGGACACAUGGUGGCCUGCGACAAUGCUGGAUGCAAACGCGAAUGGUUCCAUUUAAGUUGCGCUGGUCUCACAGAACCGCCAAAGUCUACUAAGUGGUACUGUCGGGAAUGCACAGGGAAGCGGAAAGGACGAUAAUCGUUCACCUCGUGCGAUGAAUUUGUAAAGAUUCUGUACUAUUCAAUUCUGUACUAAUGUAAUUCCUAGAUGAUGUGGCUCGGUACGGAAGGGGAACUGAUAAUAAUGAUAUAGGUAUACAUGAUACU
Molecule: messenger RNA, 1490 nt
Organism: Heterobasidion irregulare TC 32-1
Lineage: Eukaryota; Fungi; Basidiomycota; Agaricomycetes; Russulales; Bondarzewiaceae
Exons: 6
Coding region: 1-1362 (453 amino acids)
Biological process (GO): regulation of DNA-templated transcription
Cellular component (GO): nucleus
Source: RefSeq, a predicted model, not a curated record